AGGAUGUGGGUUACCACAGAGCCUUGCGUGCAGAAAAUGCUCAGUGGUUGCCACAGGGGUGAGUGAAUGGAUGCAGUUUUCCCAACAGCUGCUGACGGGGAUCACGGCCACUCCCAGGAGUCUCUGCCGAAGUUCCACCUUGUCCGAGAGCUCAUGGCGCCCCUUCAGAGCCUGGACCUUGAGGUGCAGCAGGUUGUGGGUGAGGGGUGGCAAAAGAUGGCUUUCUGGACCUCUGGGACACCCAGACCUGCUGUGGGAGGAGGGACUGGAGGGCUUGGUGGCACCUGAGGCUGAAUGUGGGCAUGCGGGUGGAGUGUCUGACCCUACCUGUGGCUGCCUGGGAAGCAGGACAGUCGGGAUGUGGUGUGUGGCAUCUGCAUGGACAAAGUGUGGGACAAGCCAGAGGCUCAGCGGGUUUUCGGCAUCCUGCCCAACUGCACCCACGCCCACUGUCUGGGCUGCCUGCGCACCUGGCGGAAGAACCGGCAGGACUUCCCGCUGGAUGUCAUCAAGUCAGUGUCAUGGAGGGCAUGUCCCCAGUGCCGUGUCCAUUCCAGCUACAUCAUCCCCCACAAAUUCUGGGUGAGCAAGGGGGCCCACAAGGAGCAACUCAUCAGGAACUUCAAGGCUCGGACGAGGUAAGGCUGCAGAGGGAACAAGACUCAGGGUUAGGCAAGUGGAGGAGGUAGCCCCUGAUUCAUUCCGGUUCAGCCAUGGUCCCCAGCCAGUGAAUCCCCAAAACCCUG
Molecule: messenger RNA, 746 nt
Organism: Cercocebus atys (sooty mangabey)
Lineage: Eukaryota; Metazoa; Chordata; Mammalia; Primates; Cercopithecidae
Product: probable E3 ubiquitin-protein ligase makorin-1
Exons: 2
Coding region: 379-642 (87 amino acids)
Biological process (GO): protein polyubiquitination
Molecular function (GO): ubiquitin protein ligase activity
Source: RefSeq, a predicted model, not a curated record